Molecule: messenger RNA, 7275 nt
Organism: Dermacentor silvarum
Lineage: Eukaryota; Metazoa; Arthropoda; Arachnida; Ixodida; Ixodidae
Source: RefSeq, a predicted model, not a curated record
AUGGAUCACUUCCGGCAGCAGCAGCCAAGGGCCAGCGUUGCAAGGGCUGACUCUCGGCUGGCGGUCGCCGCAGCCAUAGUCAGCGGGUGGCAUGGCCCCGCGGCCGCGCCGAGUGCUGCAGCCAGGUUAUGGAUACUGGCCCUUUCAACGGCGCUUCUGGCCUCGCCUGCAUGGGGCCAGAACUGCUUCGGUGGAAUCGAGAGCUUCGAGAAGACCACGGGCCUCGCGUUCUCCGGCUCGGUGAGCGGGCAGACGCUGCUCCAGCAGCCGGACCAGGCGCUCACGCGGGACUGCAUCAACCUGUGCAAGCAGCAGGCGCAGUGCCUCUCCUUCUCGCUCAACUACGUCGGCUUCCGCUGCUCCUCCUUCAACCUCAACUCGGCUGGCCGCCGAGAUCUGCUCGUGCCUACGCCAAGCACGAACUACUUCGAGAAGAUAUGCUUCAGAGGAGUGCAGAAGAGUUCCUUCGACGCGCUCUGCGGCGACCGGCUGUGGGCCUUCGAGCGGGUCAAGGAGGGCCACCUGGAGGGCUUCGUGGACCGCGAGGAGCACAACGUCAAGGACAAGGAGGAGUGCGCCAAGAUGUGCCUGCUCGAGGAGGCGUUCCCGUGCCGCUCGGCCGACUACGACGAGGUGGCCAAGACGUGCCGCAUGAGCCGCGAGGACCGGCGCUCGCAGCCGCAGGCCUUCCGACAGGUGCCCGGUAGCACCAGGGACUACCUCGAGAACCAGUGCUCCGCCACCGCUCCGACGUCGUGCCGCUACGAGACCCGGGUCGGCGUGGGCGUGGUGUCCAUGGACCUUCUACAGUUCGCCACGGCGGUGGACGACUGCCAGACGCAGUGCGACCGCGAGACCACCUUCAACUGCCGCGCCUACUCGUACAUGGAGAACCGGUGCUACCUGAGCGGCGACGACACCAUCAGCCUGGGCCCCAGCGGGCUGCCGCCCAUGACCAACGCGGCCUACGGAGAAAAGAAGUGCAUCACCGAGCAAUGCACGCUGGGCGUGUUUACCUACGAGAAGAUGACUGGCUUCGUGAUGCGUUCGGCAGCGCGCACCGCCAUUCCGCUGUCGAGCCCCGGCGCUCUGGGAAACACCCUCGAGUGCCGACAAUUCUGCCAGAUGGCUGGCCUCGACUGCCCGGCGUUUAGCGUCAACUACCAGAAUAUGCGCUGCGACAAGUUGGAUCGAAACUCGCAGGGGAGGACGCAGGAGCUGAGUCCCCGGGCUGGAGAGAACUACUUCGAGAAGAUAUGCCUUAGAGGCAACUUCGCCACGGCCUGUCAGGGCAAGGCGUGGGCCUUCGAGCGGGUGCUCGGCUUGGAGCUGGUGCCCACGUUGUACGACAAGUCGUUCGCGCACGUCCAGAGCCGACGCGACUGCGAGGAAUACUGCCUCAACGAGCAGACGUUCGACUGCCGCUCGGCCGUGUACUUCGACGACACGGCCGAGUGCCGCCUCAGCCGGCACGACAGGAGGACGCAGCCGGACGGUGUGAUCAAGAGCUCAAACCCGAGAAUCAACUACCUGGAGAACCAGUGCCUGGAAGUGUCACCGACCUGCCCCUAUGAGAAGACAGCGGACGCUUACCCAGUGUACACGGACGUGGUACAAAUGACAGGCAUCAUAUCCGAGCAGUCGUGCGAGUCGUUUUGCACCACUUACCCAAACUUCAACUGCCGUUCGUUCGCCUAUUACCCGAGCAACGGGCAGUGCUUCAUAAGCGGCGACGAUCGCAUAAGCGCAGGUCCGGCUAGCACAAACUCCCGGCCCGGCAUUCUGUUCUACGAGCGUUCGUGCAAGGACGGCGCUGGCGUGACCGACAGCGGCUCGGGCACCACGGCGGCCGGAGGCGGCACCUCGUCGACGGGCGGUGGGCCCACUAGUUCGUCGCCCACCUUCCCGACGGCGCAGCCGCCGCACACGCCCACGCUGUUCCCGCCCACAGUCCGGCACUGCAGCGCCGGCGAGAAGCUGACGUUCGCCCGGGUGUCGGGCCACGAGUCGGCCUCCAGGCCGGGCCCCAUACUGCUGACGGCCCCGGCGGACGGCAUGACCAAGGAAUGCAUACUGCGGUGCGAGCAGCGAGACGACUGUCGCUCCUUCAGCAUCGACUACCGUCGCCACGAGUGCUACAUCGCCGGAUACUACUCUGGUUCACUGCCGGCUCACCUGAGGCCCAGCCCCGGAAAGACGUACUUCGAAGGAAUCUGCGUGCCCGCCUCGGUGGCCUGCCAGCGGCUGUGGACGUUCGAGCGCAUGGUGGACCAGGAACUCCGCGGCGUGAGUCCACGCGAGGUGACGCGGUUCAUCACGCUGCACGACUGCGAGCGGCGCUGCUUCGAAGAGCGCCGCUUCCCGUGCAAGUCGGCCAGCUACGACGUGAACCUGCAGGAGUGCCGGCUCUAUGCCGACGAUCGCAACUCGCGCUUCGCCCGGCUCAUCUACGGCCGGGGCGUCUACUACCUCGAGAACCAGUGCACCGUCAACACGAGUCCGUGCCCCUACGCUCCGAUCCAGCGGGACGUGUACAUGACGCACAUCACUCGCGUGGUGCACGGCGUCAGCUCGACCUUCCACUGCGAGAUGGAGUGCAACCGCGAGCCGGACUUCAACUGCCGCUCGUACACGUACGUGGAGCACGGGACCCUGGGCCCACCGCAGUGCCUGCUGUCGGCAGACAGCCGCCCCGGAGUGUCGCCCAUCGUGCUGGAGUACCGCAGCCGAGCCCUGUACGCCGAGAAGGACUGCCACCUGGACGACGACAGUCGAAACAACGGAGUCGUCCAACCGCCACAUCCGGGAUCUUCGCCGCCCUCGCAGCAGCCUUCGCCGGGCGGUUCCCCACCGACGCCGUACCCACCGAGGCCUCCGACGGACUACAGCCCGUACCCGCCGCCCCGUUUCUGCACCUACGAGCAGUACACGUACGAGAAGACCAUCGGCCACGACAUGAGGUACGCGCCAAGGGAACGCAUCCCUACGCGCUCGGCGGUGGGCGUGGUGCGGGACGCGUACACCGAGUGCCAGCGGCUGGGGGACCGGUGCCGCGCCUUCACCAUCGAGUACGGCAACUUCCAGUCAGCGUCGUGGCUCUCGACUGCCGCGGAGGACAACCGGCAGCUGCUGGUCGCUAACCCCGUCAUGGCCUACUUCGAGAAGGUCUGCCUCCAAGAACGCACGUGCGGCAAGAUGUGGUCCUUCGAGCGAACCGUGGGCCACACGCUGGGCGGCGACGCGGACCGCGAGGUUCCAGGCGUGCUGCGGCGCGCCCAGUGCGAGGACCUCUGUCUGCGCGAGCGGGCGUUCGUGUGCCGCUCGGCCACCUACCAGCAGUCGCGGCUGCUGUGCCGGCUGUACGCCGAGAACAGGCGCACCCGGCCGGCGCUGUUCGUCCGCACGGCCGAGGACGUCGACUACUUGGAGAACCUGUGCGCCCCGGAGCCCUCGACGUGCCAGUACCGCGAGCACGUGGAUCGGUUUCUGCCCAUCAUCGACCGGCUGGGCCACGCGUUCAGCCUGGCCGAGUGUCAGCGCCAGUGUGACCUGGAGCGCCUGUUCAGCUGCCGUGCCGUCAACUUCGAGACGGUGCACCGGGACUGCGCGCUCAGCAGCGAGGACGCCCAGACCACACCCCUGGGUACGGCCGCGCUCGUGCACCGCCGAUACUCUGUCUACAGCGAGAAGGGCACGUGUGAACAAGUGAGCGUGCAAUGCAACCAGCAGGACAUGCUACUGGCGAUGAACUUCGACACGCCCUUCCACGGCCGCGUCUACGCAAAGGGCAACCCUUCUCAAUGCUUCGUGGUGGGAAACGGGCAAAACACGCUCCAGUUCGCUGUCUCACUCGGCACCCGCUGCGGGACGCUGCAGGAGGGAAAUGGCCACUAUGCCAACGAAGUUGUCGUCCAGCAGCACCCGAUCAUAAUGACAGACACCGACCGCAACAUACGCGUGGUGUGCUCUUUCGAAGCUGGUGACAGGACAGUCACGCUUGGUUCCACUUUCGCACGAAACGGCGCUUACAGCGGUGGCCUCGACGUUACGACUCGCCACCAGCCCACCAUCACGUCCGUCGUGACCAACACCGCCCCGCCGCCGAACGUGGUCAUGCGAAUCCUGGACCCCAGCGGGCGUGACGCAGGAGUGGUCGGCCUCGGGGACGAGCUCACGCUUAGGAUUGAAAUCCAAGAACCUGGCAGCGCAUUUGCCAUUUUUGCAAGAAACCUCUACGCCAGGAGCUCCAAUGGCGAAUCUCUUUUUCUCAUCGACAGCCUAGGGUGUCCUGUGGAUCCGAGCAUAUUUCCGCCUCUUCGACCAGACUACGGCAACCAGGGCGCGCUCUUCGCCAAUUUCAAGGCGUUUCGAUUCCCGUCGUCCGGUCUGGUCAACUUCGAGGUGCAAAUAAGGUUCUGCCAAGAGAGGUGUGAUCCCGUGCGCUGCCAAGGAGGUGGCGAGUCGUUUGGCCGCAGAAGACGCGACGUAUCGUUCCCGCCGAUUGCGAGGUUCGCGUUCAGGAACAGGACCAGACCAAUCUUCCUCGCAUCGCACAAACCCACGAUCGUCAUAAGGCCGUAUGCCGUGCGAACCACGACGACGACCACUACAGACGAGCCGCCUACGACUACGACGACUGAUGCUCCCGCGACCACGGUUGAACCUGCAACGACCACAAUAGAUACCACGGAAAAGACGUUGACAGCCGAAAGCGACACCGAAAGCAUUACGGAGACCACUGCGAGUCAGGAGCAGACGACAGAUGGCGUUCCAUCGACACCUGUUCCAGCUGAAAACUUUACAGACGACGUCACGGAAGAGAGCGUGGAACAAACGCCUCAUAACUCAACGGUCACUGAAGAAGCUACAGAAGAAACAGUGGCAGCAACCUUAACUGCGUUUCCCGAUACAAACGAAACGGCUCGUUUCGAUUCAGAAGCAGCAGAAGAAGGCUAUGACGAUGCAGAGGACAGCGAACCGCAUUUGAUGUUCCGGAAGCAGGAAAUGUACCUGCCCGAAGAAGGCAACGGGAGUAUCCCGGAACCACAACAAGCUUCGAAGGACGCCGAAAGGAUUGAGCAAGUGUCCUCGGCCGUCGUGUUUCGUAAUCCUGAUCCCAACCAUCCACAACUACAGCAUGGUGAUCGAGGUCCUUCUCAGCAGGCGACGGCCGUACCUUUCGAUCUAACUUCUCAACCAUACGGCGGCUACGGAUUGGGAUACGGCCGCCACUACGGCUCGCCGCCGCCGUACGGCGGUCACGGCCCCUACGGUCAUGGCGGCUACUACGACCCCAAUGCGCGACAUACGUUUACGGACAACCGCCGAGGAACACCGCCACAUUCGAGCCAAGCCUUCUCGCACGUCUGGAGAGACACGCCGUACGGCCCACCGCCAGGACCAGUGGCCGUCGAGCCAGCGGCCGAGCAGCAUCGUUACGAUAAUCGUCGAUUAGAACACCGUAAUCACCACAACUCGGCCGGAAACGAGCGGAAGGAACCUUCAGGAAACCGGGGACUCCAUUAUUACGAAGCGGCGGGACAUCAUCGCGAGUUCGACCGAACCGCGGACCGCGUAAACGAGUCGUUAAGGCAAACGAGCCGAGAUCAGCCUUCCGGCGGCCACGGGCAAGAGACGGGGCUCGAAUCGGACUCCUCUCGGCCCACCGCCGGCUUUCGGGAAAGCGUUAACGGCGGUGGCAGCUCGUUUUCGAGCGAGCCCGAAAGAAGUGACGACUACUACGACAAAGGACGUCGUCCCGCGGACACCGCCCGGCGGGAGGAGCCACAAUCGUUGCCUGCGGAAGCGAGAAGCGACACCUUGAAUUUCUCCUCCGGAAACGAAACGAAAGCGACGUUAGACCUCGCGGGAGGUGAGGACAACGCGCUAUUCCAGCAGCAGCAGCAGCAGCAACAGCAGAUGACGACGAAUUCCAGCGGCCAGUUCGUGGUGCGAGAGAUGGAGGGAGGGUACGCGCCGUCUUCGGCCUUUCGCGAGAUUGUCGCCACGACCGAGAAGCCGUACCCGGAGGAAGUUCCGCUCUCGCUCGCCAUUAUGGUGGGCGAAGACAGCAGUGGAGCGAAGCCCAACAACGGCUGGGCCAGGAACGCCGCCAACUCCGGCGGCGGUGGCGUCUACCAACCCCCACGAAGUCGAAAACGAGAGCCUCCUCUGCCGCCUCCUAGGCCAGUCGAGGAAGAGCCAGCCUGCGACCCCCAGAACACCAUCAUCAUCACCGCGCUGGUCGUGUCAGCCAUCCACGUGGGGCUCAUGCUGGGGGGCUUCUUCUGCUUCCGCUGGCAGCGGCGCUCCAUGAAGCGCAAGCAGCUCAUCUCCUCGGUCAUGGGCGACUUCCGGUUGCCGUCGGCCGCAGGCGUCACUUCCGCUGCCGCGCUGCCAUCGCUUCCGGUUCCCGUGGUGACGACGUCGGCGACGGGUCGCGGCCACUACCACCACGCGUCCCCUUCGCGCGCGCCCGGUGGUCCCAUGGUUUACGGCAAGGCGGACACGUCUUUCCGCCAGAUGUACAGUGAUUUCGAGACGCCGCCGUGAAGCGCACGGACACGUCGUGUCGACUCGGGGUUGUGAAUCGUCUUUAGACGCCGCAAAAAAAACACAACAAAUGCAGGAACAUGGGUGCGUGCACUCUGGUGCAGAGGUGACCUAAAAGAAAUCAGUGAUUCCAGGUCUCCCGGACCUAAACUGAAAUUGCGUUGUAUUGGACGGAAGAAACAUGAAUGAGGCGCGAACGCUGAACGGCAAGGUCCUAGCAGAUGCCCAGAAGCGUGAAUCACUGGGCCUGUAGAUACACCCUGUUGCAAAAAGUGGAAGGCAAAAGAAAAACUCUUCCAAGUUCAACUCAUCGACAAAGAGAUGAUGGUGCGAUGAAAGAGAUUGAAGGGCAAGCACUACACUAUACGACAGUUGUUCACUGGUUCGAAACAAUUAGUCCAAUGCUUGGGAAGUCCAGCUCACUGAUGCAAUGUGCAUGAGACCGAUUACCAUGGCUUAUAAUGAACAAUUCCAAUGCAGUUCCGUAAGUUCGCUUGUCUAACUGGCCUAAUGGGCACAUAGUGUGCGGCAAGGCGGACAUGUGUUCCGCCAAAUGUACAGUGACUUCAAGGCUCCGCCUUGGAGAGCGUAAACAUCGCGUCGACUGGGGUUGUGAGUCGUCGUUUGAUGACGCAAGCAGAGAACAAAAAUCACGAACACGCGCAGUCUGGUGGAGAUAUUCGAGACUCGUUUGAGACUCCACCACUUCAAACGCAUUGGACG